Messenger RNA from Rhinichthys klamathensis goyatoka, 3313 nucleotides. RefSeq names its product protein kinase C, epsilon a (gene prkcea). Gene Ontology annotation, biological process: protein phosphorylation. The transcript has 15 exons. Gene Ontology annotation, molecular function: ATP binding; diacylglycerol-dependent serine/threonine kinase activity. Lineage: Eukaryota; Metazoa; Chordata; Actinopteri; Cypriniformes; Leuciscidae. Bases 685 to 2916 code for a protein of 743 amino acids. The record is from RefSeq and is a predicted model, not a curated record.
UGAGCGCAGGGAGGGAGAGAGGGAGUGAGUGAGAGGGAGAAAGAGAGAGAGAGAGAGCGAACAGGGAGAAAGGCUGCAGCGCAGAAGACUACAUGAGCGUGUAGCUCGCUCAAAUGCUUUCGCCUUCUCAAAUCAACAAAGAAAAGAAGCAGCUGAAUAUCUCGGCGAGUGGAUGGCAAUAGUCUCCGAGCGGUUCGUCAGCAGACUGGGAGAAGGAGGAAUCCCGAACGCCUCUCCCACUCAACGCAUACGGGAAAACGAAUAGUACAAGACAAACCCUUCUGAAGACCAUCACAUUUGGGAUAUUUUCCUCUAGCUAUAUUAGGUUAUUGCCGAUAUUUUGCCUGCUGGACUCGUUCCUCUACUCAGCGCUAUUCCAGACGUAGGGAAUCCGAUUGUUUACGUAUGCUUUCCCAUUACGAGUAAAGACGGACCGUAAACAAACACAGGAGCCUCUGGUUUUGCAUAUCGCGUUUUUGCAUCCUAUUUGAUUGUUCCGCUCAAAUGAGAGAAUCAGGUUGAUUCGCGUAGUGGUUUGAGGGAUUUAAUCAUCACAGCAUCCAUCUAUAUGUGCUUGUAUACUGAUGACGUGAUGACAUCUAUGGGUAUAGCGACCCCCUGAAUCAAAACCUAAAACCGUCUGUUCCUGCAAAGAAGCCAGCUGCAUCUCACUUGAGCGUCAUCAUGGUGGUUUUUAAUGGAGUGUUGAAGAUCAAAGUUUGUGAGGCACUGGACCUGAAGCCCACUCCAUGGUCGCUCCGGCAUGCAGUUGGACCAAAGACCCAGACCUUCCUACUGGACACGUACAUUGCCCUCAACGUAGACGAUUCACGUGUGGGCCAAACUUCUACCAAGCAAAAGACUAAUAGUCCAGCUUGGAAUGACGAGUUUGUAACGGAGGUUUAUGAUGGGAAGAAAAUUGAACUGUCCGUCUUUCACGACGCACCAAUUGGCUAUGAUGACUUUGUGGCCAACUGCACUAUACAGUUUGAGGACCUGCUGCAGAAUGGCAGUAGGCACUUUGAAGAUUGGAUCGACUUGGAGCCUGAGGGGAAAGUGUACGUCAUCAUUGAUCUGUCGGGAUCCUCCAGUGAAGCUGCGUCAUCCAAUGAAAAUGAGGAGAGAGUGUUCCGUGAGCGGAUGCGUCCACGAAAACGUCAGGGGGCGGUUCGGAGGCGUGUCCAUCAGGUUAACGGCCACAAGUUUAUGGCCACCUACCUGAGACAGCCCACCUACUGCUCCCACUGCAGAGAUUUCAUCUGGGGUGUGUUGGGGAAACAGGGGUAUCAGUGCCAGGUGUGUACCUGCGUGGUCCAUAAGAGAUGCCAUGAGCUCAUCAUAACAAAAUGCGCUGGCUUGAAGAAACAGGAAGACACUCCUGAAGAGGUUGGCUCCCAGCGCUUCAGUGUAAACAUUCCACACAUGUUCAGCAUUCACAAUUACAAAGUCCCCACCUUCUGUGACCACUGCGGCUCCUUACUUUGGGGACUGAUGCGGCAAGGCCUGCAGUGCAAAGCCUGUAAAAUGAAUGUCCAUCGGCGUUGUGAAAGUAAUGUAGCUCCUAGCUGUGGUGUCGAUGCCAGAAAAAUUGCUAAAGUGCUUGCUGAUCUUGGGGUGACACCAGACAAAAUCUCCAACAGUACCCAACGCAGGAAAAAGUUGACUCCAGGGCAGGACCCUCAGCAAUCCACGACAGAAGCCCCUUCAUCAGAGGAGUCUGACCGAUGCAAAUCAGCUCCAACUUCACCCUGCGACCAGGCCGAGCUUGCAGAACUGGAGAGUAUCCGCAAGGCCCUGUCAUUUGGCCAGGAGCACAAGUCUUCCUCCUCUUCCUCGUGCAGCGCCGUUCAGAGCACAGCGACCGAGAGCCGGGAGAAUGGAGACGUGAAUACCGUACAGACGAAGAGAAUGAGUCUCACGGACUUCUCAUUCAUCAAAGUGCUGGGCAAAGGCAGCUUCGGCAAGGUGAUGCUGGCUGAGCUGAAAGGCUCAGAUGAAGUUUACGCUGUGAAAGUUUUGAAAAAAGACGUCAUCCUUCAAGAUGAUGAUGUGGACUGCACUUUGACAGAGAAACGCAUUCUGGCCCUGGCUAGAAAACAUCCCUAUCUGACUCAGCUUUUCUGCUGCUUCCAGACGAAGGAUCGGUUGUUCUUUGUUAUGGAGUAUGUAAACGGAGGAGACCUGAUGUUUCAGAUCCAGCGCUCACGAAAGUUUGAUGAAGCUCGUUCCCGUUUCUAUGCAGCUGAGGUCACAUCAGCACUUAUGUUCCUGCACCAACAUGGCGUCAUCUACAGAGAUCUGAAGCUGGAUAACAUUCUUUUGGACGCUGAAGGCCACUGUAAACUGGCUGACUUUGGCAUGUGCAAAGAGGGCAUUCUGAACGGGGUCACGACCACCACCUUCUGCGGGACCCCUGACUACAUCGCACCUGAGAUCCUCCAGGAGUUGGAGUACGGCCCAUCGGUGGAUUGGUGGGCUCUGGGUGUCCUCAUGUACGAAAUGAUGGCCGGUCAGCCUCCGUUUGAAGCUGACAAUGAGGACGACCUUUUUGAGUCCAUCCUCCACGAUGACGUGCUUUACCCCGUGUGGCUCAGUAAAGAAGCCGUCAGCAUUCUGAAAUCUUUCAUGACAAAGAACCCGGGUAAGCGCCUGGGCUGUGUGGUGACCCAGGGGCUGGAGGAAGCCAUCAAAGUCCAUCCCUUCUUCAGAGAGAUCGACUGGGUCCUGCUGGAGCAGAGGAGGGUCAAACCCCCCUUUAAACCUCGCAUUAAAACCAAGCGCGAUGUCAAUAACUUCGACCAGGACUUCACUCGCGAGGACCCAGUGCUCACGCCAGUUGACGAUGCAAUCAUCAAACAAAUCAACCAGGAUGAAUUCAAGGGCUUCUCCUACUUCGGAGAGGAAGCUUUGUCUUAAAGCCCAACUUGACAUCUGUCAGCUUAAAUAGAAGUUAAACACACCCACAAACACUCAAAAACCCACAUCGCAUCGCAAUACAUGAACACACAAUCCACAGAUGCGCUGAAGAUGGGGCUCAUACCAGACCAGAGCAGAACGGCCAGUCCCUGUGGUUCACUUCCCCUUUACUGCUGUUUUUGCUCUUUUAUUCUUCUCUAUAUCUCCAAAAAAGAAAAAAAGUACUGCAUAUGGAUCUCAUCCCAGGCCUCAACGAGUUUGACAACCAAUCAGAAAACGAAUGUUCUCCAGAGCCCAAGAAGGAAGGGUUGGAACGCACUACCUUAAACCAAAAUUGACCAUACCAAUGAUUGUACUACCAUUUCGGACACUGGUUGGGUUUUGGUAAUCCCCUGAU